Cololabis saira (Pacific saury) is the source of this 1264-nucleotide messenger RNA. RefSeq lists its product as uncharacterized. Gene Ontology annotation, molecular function: nucleic acid binding; zinc ion binding. The record is from RefSeq and is a predicted model, not a curated record. The transcript is spliced from 2 exons. Lineage: Eukaryota; Metazoa; Chordata; Actinopteri; Beloniformes; Belonidae. The coding region runs from base 200 to 1264 and encodes 354 amino acids.
UGUGACGUCACUUUUAGUGACGGUAUAAAAGGGGAGUUGCAUACCUGUCUUUCUCUUGCUCCCGGAGGCUGGGCUUCAUUGUCACCUGACGUCCGUCGCUUCCGCCCCUGGGUGGCAAAGCAGCAGCUGGUUUGGUGGACCUGCAACUCCACUUCCCCUUUCCCCUGGUUUCACCUUCACGGUAGGGAAAGUCGUUACAAUGGAGGAGGAGUUGCAGGAGCUAAGAGAGUUAAUAGCUCAACUGAGAACAGAUAAUGACAGGCUAAGACAGGAACAGGUUAUGGCUGUGCCCGGCCCUAGUAUUGCACCCCCAGUCUCUCCCCCACCCGCUGCACCCCCUGCUGUCAGUGCUCCCCCGACAGAGAGACUGAUUUUUGUGCCACGGGACAGGAGGUGUCCCACCUUUAGGGGAAAGUCAGGCAUAGGGUUGGCCGAGUGGCUGGAGGAGGUGCAAGCCUGUAUGAGAGCACGUCAUUUGUCCACAUCCGAUCAGGCUUUCUUCCUAUUUGACCACUUAGAGGGGGAGGCACGUGAGGAAAUAAAAUACCGUCCCAGUGAGGAACGUUCAGACCCGGCUAAGAUCAUUGAAGCAUUACAAGAGUUAUAUGGGUGCGCAGAGUCAUAUGUAGCGUUACAAGAGGCCUUUUUCUCUCGACGGCAGCACGAGGGAGAGACUCUAUUAGAGUUUUCACUUGCGUUGAUGAGCCUCAUGACAUCCGUGAAGCAGCGUGCACCCAGCGGCAUACCCAACGCAGAGGUUUUGUUACGUGACCAGUUUGUAGAGCACGUACUGGAUGGGUCGCUUCGUCGGGAGUUGAAGCAGUUUGUGCGCAGGCAGCCUACCUCUACCUUGCUGGAGGCUAGAGGUGAGGCGAUCAGGUGGGAACGAGAGGGCUUACCUGGAGGUGUUAGGGGUCGUAGUCAUUCCGUCCCCUCUGUCUUUGGUGCUCAGUGUGUGGUCCAGGGCAGCCGUCAAGUCAGUGUUGGUCCCCCGCAGUCCUCUGAGCUUCAGGAGAUGAGAGAAAUGCUAAAGUUGCAACAGGAGCAGUUGAACCAACUGACUCAGAGCAUUUCCCGCCUGCAGGGCUCCCAGCAACCCAACCGAACAGCUUUUCGUGGUCCCAUUAUUUGUAGGAGAUGUCAGCAAUCAGGUCACAUCGCCAGGGAGUGUGAUGGCGUUCGCGCUUCCGCCCGCACUCAACCUCCCUCGUCGGCCUCUCAGCCAAGUAGGCCGCCUCACUCCGCCCAGUUACCGGGAAACUAG